This is a messenger RNA of Talaromyces proteolyticus, 1389 nucleotides long. Its product is annotated as Homogentisate 1,2-dioxygenase. The coding region runs from base 1 to 1389 and encodes 462 amino acids. The record is from RefSeq and is a predicted model, not a curated record. Gene Ontology annotation, cellular component: cytoplasm. Gene Ontology annotation, biological process: L-phenylalanine catabolic process. The transcript has 2 exons. Gene Ontology annotation, molecular function: homogentisate 1,2-dioxygenase activity. NCBI's taxonomy places the organism in Eukaryota, Fungi, Ascomycota, Eurotiomycetes, Eurotiales, Trichocomaceae.
AUGCCCCUCACAACCUUUGAUAUACCGGAGAGAUAUUUGUACCAGACGGGUUUCCUUGCCAACUUAGAAACGGAGGCUAUCCCAGGAGCCCUGCCAAUCGGACAGAACUCACCCCAAAAAUGUCCGUACGGUCUCUAUGCUGAGAAAAUCUCAGGAACGGCAUUUACAGCACCACGAUGGGAGAAUCAGCAGACAUGGGUAUAUCGGAUCAUUCCAUCAGCAUCCCACGCUGCAUUUGAGGCGGUUCCUAGCGGCAGCAACCUAGAAGCAAAGUUUAAUUACAUUCCCGAUCAGCUCCGAUGGGAUCCCUUUGAUGUCAACAAGGAUGUUGACUGGAUUCGAGGCCUGAAUAUGGUCGCCGGUGCAGGUGACCCUGCUCUUAAGAACGGUGUUGCUUACUAUAUCUACGGUGCUACCCUGUCAAUGGCUGAGAAAACUGCCUUUUAUAAUGCUGAUGGUGACAUGCUCAUUGUACCUCAGCUAGGCGCGCUUGAUAUAUGGACGGAAAUGGGCCGGUUACUCAUUCGACCGAACGAAAUAUGUGUCCUACCUCGUGGUAUCAGAUACCGUGUCGAUCUCGUGGACAACCAGCCGAUCAGGGGAUUCGCACUGGAGAUCUACAACGGGCACUUUCAAUUGCCCGAACUCGGGCCCAUAGGCUCGAAUUGUUUAGCAAAUGCUCGAGAUUUCCAGAUACCUGUCGCGGCAUACACUCAUGAUACUAAGUCGUGUUGGAAGGUGUACAAUAAAUUUCGCGGCCAGCUGUUCUCUGCCGGGCAAAUACACACGCCGUUUGAUGUUGUCGCUUGGGAAGGGAGGUAUUAUCCGUACAAAUACGAUCUAGGGCGCUUCAAUACUAUUGGUACCAUCUCAUAUGAUCAUCCGGACCCAUCACUAAAUACUGUCCUCACCGCAACGUCCAACGCACAUCCGGGGACCGCAAUUGCCGACUUUGUCAUUUUCCCACCCCGCUGGCUGGUGGCUGAAGAUACUUUUCGGCCCCCUUCUUACCACCGCAACUGCAUGAGCGAGUUUAUGGGCCUGAUUCAAGGCACUUAUAUCGCUAAGGAAGGUGGAGGAGGCGGAUUCCAGGCAGCCGGUGCCAGCCUGCACAAUUGCAUGAGCAGUCAUGGUCCAGAUUCUACAGCCUUUGAUAAAGCUUCCAAUGAGGAGCUCGUACCUGUCAAGGCGGGCGUGGGAAGCAUGGCGUUUAUGUUUGAGAGCUGUUAUAUGGUUGGGAUCACGGACUGGGGGUUGACCAAAUGUUCCAAGUUGCAACCAAAGUAUAGUGAGGAAAGCUGGGGAGGAUUGCGAGAUCAUUUUCAACCGCCUACUGAAACCAAAAAAGGCGAUAACAUGGUUCAACAGACACUACACACUAUAAAUUGA